UGGAUAAAUUGUAUUCAAAAAGGUACAAGGUGAAUCCUAUAGCAUGUGAAAUAAAUCGUUUUGUCAAACUCACCCGAGAAGACCAGUUCUGCCCAGUUUCAGCCUCCUAGUCAGACAUGGCCAUAGGGCUUAUAGCCUAGCCAAAGUGUACAUGCAACCUAUGAUAGGUUUGACCCGCAUGUAAAUCUGUCAGAAUCAUGCCAACAGGUUACGAGUUAUGCUUCAUCAUCCGCAUGAUGCCAAAGGCUGACCUGGUGUCAACCAUCAAGAGGACAGCAGAAUUCAUCAUGAAUCAUGGAGGGUAUCUUAGGAAGAUUGAGAGCCUUGGAACAAGAAAGCUACCAUACCGAAUGUGGAAGACAGGGCUCAGCCACAGAGAGGGCAAUUAUAUCCUGAUGGAGAUAGACUCCAGAUCAAAGAGCUUGGCAGAAAUGGAAGACUACUUCAAGAGAGAUGUCGACCUUGUGAGACACCGUGCCAUUGCAGUCAAAGAGGAACCUAAGUUUGAGUGCACUCUUGAAGAUGAGAUGCUGCCUCCACCUUACAGCCGAGAAGCUGUGAUUUACAUGUUUCAGCAAGGUCAUUCACCUGCAAAGAUCAUCAAGGAGCUGAAACUGCCACGAUCCAUUGCCUGCUACAAGGAACUUGGUACAACUCAGGAUUGA
Messenger RNA from Darwinula stevensoni, 665 nucleotides. The record is from the annotation of a GenBank genome assembly. NCBI's taxonomy places the organism in Eukaryota, Metazoa, Arthropoda, Ostracoda, Podocopida, Darwinulidae.